Molecule: messenger RNA, 826 nt
Organism: Nicrophorus vespilloides
Lineage: Eukaryota; Metazoa; Arthropoda; Insecta; Coleoptera; Silphidae
Product: protein charybde-like
Exons: 3
Coding region: 131-664 (177 amino acids)
Biological process (GO): negative regulation of signal transduction; regulation of TOR signaling; apoptotic process
Cellular component (GO): cytoplasm
Source: RefSeq, a predicted model, not a curated record
GAUUACCAAACAGUUGCUUAACAGUUGCCAGUGAAUCCUGUGCUGGAAGGAGAAGAGCUCUGCCGGCUUUGUUCUCCCCAUUUGUGAUAUAAUUUUUAAGUGAUCACCCUCAAAAAACAACACGACAGAAAUGGAGGUUUUAUCCUUGGCCAACGUUGAUUACAACAAUCAAGAAGAAUGCGCGUGGAGUUACGACUCUUAUCCGUUCGCAUGCGAAAGCGAGUGCACGAAGGCCGUCAACGACUUGGCCGAUCGACUCGAAGAAGAACUGAAGUUCGCGAAGAGGAACCACUUCAACUCUGGAGAGGUGCUGCUGCCCUUCGGUCUUCUGCAGAGGAUAUCCAGGGAUAUCCUCGAGGAGGCGGAGCAGGAACCGUGCGGCAUCCGCGGCUGCACCCUCUACCUGCACUUCAAGGGCGAAGACAACAAAUCGUCCAACAACAACAACAAUAACAACAACAAUGGGGUGUCGUUGGGAACAGUCAAGUUCGAUCGUUCGACGGCGUCCACGUUCGAGAUCACGCUCCUGCUGAAGCAGUCCACCGCCGGCUGGAACUCUUUCCUACCCCAAUUUUUAAAAAAGAUAACGAGGGGAGGCACUGUGAUGAUCGACACCGAUUACAAGCUGGUAAAGAACAAGCUGUACCGCUCUUACGUCGAAUAAGAGCGGGGCAUCUUCGACGUAACCUUUUCCUCGAAGAGUGUGUAAGAAGAAAAAGAAGGAGAAAUGCAGGAGACGCCGUCAUCGUAUAGGCGCAGACCACACGACUCCACGUACUAUCUACUACACUACAAAGAGAGUCGCGAAAGGGAAAAAGAAAGAAAA